GUGAAACAAGAUGAAGAAUAAAAUAAGGAUUGAAAAGCCUAGAAGAGGUGGAUUAGGAGGGGUUUUGGGACAGAUAAUCAAGUGUUUAUGCACCAGAAAUCAAUUAAGAAAAUAAGACAAAAUGAUCUCAGAAUCCCUUGUUGCCGAAAAUAGUGAGAAAAAGCCAGAUAUUAGGAAUAUAGAAGAAGCUGAAUUGUCUCUGCGUGAAAGCAGUUCACUGAAUUAUAAGGAAGCAAGAGCAUUGCUGGGAAGAAUUGAAUAUCAGAAAGGAAAUAUAGAAGCUGCACUGCAUGUGUUUGGUGGAAUAGAUAUCGCAACAAUAACUCCCAAAAUGAAACUUGCCCUUUCAUGAAGAGUGGAACAGAGUAAGAGACGAUCACAUGACGAUGCUCCUCCACAAAUGUCUAUCCGUACUGUUAGUCUGCUGCUAGAAGCAAUAUUUCUGAAAGCAAAAUAAUUGCAGCAUCUGCAAAGGUUUAGAGAAGCUGCUCAAACCUGCAAAGUUAUUCUGGACAUAGUUGAAUCUUCAAUACCACAAGGCUUGCCUGAAAACUUUAGUGCUGACUGUAAACUGCAGGAGACUCUAAACGAGGCAGUCGAGAUGCUUCCAGAAUUAUGGAAAUGUAGUGAUUCUCCACAUGAAGCAAUCUUGUCCUACCGGCAGGCUCUUCUCCAUCAGUGGAAUCUUGAUGCUGAAACUAUUGCAAGGAUUCAAAAACAGUUUGCCAUAUUUCUUUUGUAUUAUGGAGGUGAAGCACUGCCUCCAAAUCUCUGCUCGCAAAUGGACGGUUCCUUCAUCCCUAGAAAUAACAUAGAGGAAGCUAUACUUUUGUUAAUGAUACUAUUAAAAAAGUUUCUUGAAAGAAUUGAAUGGGAUCCAUCAAUAUUGGAUCAUCUGUCAUUUGCUCUCUCCUUGUAUGGGGAUUUGAGGGCUUUGGCUAACCAAAUAGAAGAACUACUUCCAGGGUUUAUUUGUCGCAAAGAAAGAUACCAAGCUUUAUGUUCUUAUGGAGCAGGUGAAGAUUUGGUUGCUUUGAAUCUAUUGUGAAAAUUGUUGCACAGUAUAGAGGAUCCACACUGUGUUCCAGCGUUGUUAAUGGCAUCGAGAAUUUGCGGGAACACUAAUCUUUUGGAAGAAGGAAUUAAUUUUGCUCAUAGAUCCCUUGAAAGCCUGGACAAUGAAUGCAGUGAGUUGGAAGGUAUUGCUAACCUUUUAUUAGGCGUGGCUCAUUCGACACAUUCAAAGUCAGCAGCCGAUUUUGAGAGGGUUGCCAGAUGGUCUAAGGCACUUCAGACCUUGGAAAAGGCCAGGAAUAUUACAAGCAUGAAAGACCCUAAUAUUCUUUAUCAUCUGAGCCUGGAAAAUGUUGAGCAGAGAAAAUUGGAAGGUGCACUUUAUUAUGCAAAGUCAUUACUAAAACUAGAAGGCGGUUUUAACAUUAAGGGGUGGUUGUUAUUGGCCCGCGUAUUGUCAGCUCAAAAACGUUUUAUGGAUAGUGAAACCAUUCUCAAUGCCUCCUUGGAUCAAACCGGAAAAUGGGACCAAAGAGAAUUGUUGCACACCAAAGCUAAGAUUCAACUUGCACAGGGAUAGCUCAAAAACGCUUUUGACACGUAUCCUGAACUUCUUGGCAUUCUUCACGUACAGAAUAAAAGCUUUGGUUCCGGGAAGAAACUUCAUAAGGAUUGCGGAUGCUAUUCUAGAAGUUUUGAACAGGAAAUAUGGCAUGAUCUAGCUUAUCUCUACAUAAGCUUGUCAAGAUGGCAAGAUGCUGAGAUUUGUCUUUCAAAAUCGAAUGCCAUUAGUUCUUUCUCUGCUGUUAGAAAUCAUGCCACUGGUGUACUUUAUGAAAGAAAAGGACUGCUGAAAGAAGCUAAGGCUUUUCAGAGCGCUUUGGGUAUCGAUCUCGAUCAUGCCCCAAGCUUGAUAUCAGCAGCUGGUGUGCUCAGACAACUCAAAUGUCAACCCGAUGCAGUUGUAAAAAGCUUUUUGAUGAAUACUCUCCGAGUUGAUAGAAUGAAUCCAUCAGCAUGGUAUAAUCUCGGUCUGCUUCUCAAAGCUGAAGGCACCCCAUUGUCGCUAGAAGAAGCUGCCGAAUGUUUUCAGGCUGCUGCCAUUCUUGGGGAACUCGGCACCCGCCUGUUGAUCCAUUCAGAUUAAUUUUCGGCAUUUUAAAUAUUUUUAAUUAAUUAAUUUUCGGCAUUUAAAAAAAAACUAAUAUUAAUUUUUUGAAACAUUUAUAUUGUAAAUAUAUUUGUAUCAUAAGAAACAAUAGACAAUGAAAAUGUACUUGAAAUUAAAUGUAAAGUGUAAUUUAACAUUUAUAUUAUUUAUUAAUAUAUUAAAUGCAUCCUACUUCAACA
Molecule: messenger RNA, 2364 nt
Organism: Gossypium raimondii (Peruvian cotton)
Lineage: Eukaryota; Viridiplantae; Streptophyta; Magnoliopsida; Malvales; Malvaceae
Product: protein NPGR2
Molecular function (GO): protein binding
Source: RefSeq, a predicted model, not a curated record